AUUUGGUUUAUUUUCAUGGUUAUAAUUGUAUUUCUCGAUGAUUCUACUAUGUUGUACUCAGAGAGAUUCAUGGGAAGAGAGCGGAAGCGACUCCCGUUCACGCUCUUGCUGUGCUGCAGGUCUCAUAUUGGUUGAUUCUCAUGAGAAGCGGUGAACAAUUGAGAAAAACUUGAUGGGGUUUCAAAUGAACUCUGGGAACAUUUUAGAGGCAAGGGGAAAUCAUGAGUCGGGUCCUCAGAGCGACUACUCGAAUGAAAGAGCGGUGAAGUAAACCCCAUGAUCAUAGGACCAGGACAGCCAAGCUGAAAAUAACUGCUAAACAAUAGGAGGCAAACGUGAACAGCGGGAUUCAGUAAUCCCUCCCUCAAAGACAAAAGUCUCGGGGGCUUCGUGUCAAGGGGAAUCUGUCAGGUUGGAAAAUAAAUGAGAACCACCACGUGGGGUGACCGGGAAUUCGGCACGGAGAAAACUGGGCUGACAAAAGUUUCGAAAUGACGGCUGCCUACACCGAUGAGAGAUGCAGCAAAUAGAUAAUCAGAAAUAUAUGAAGGUUUGCCCAAAAUGACGAUCAGGCUCUCGAGAAAUGGCGAUAAACGGCCCAAAGUGGUGAUAUCAAAGCUGCGCCAGCAUGAAACUUGGCAGCUAGCCUAGAGGCAUAUCAAGAACCCCACGACCAUGCGCGCUACGGCGGGAGACCGCUUCAAGCAUUCCGCUGGUCAUGCUGUACUCAGCUCCACCCCUUGCACAGCCGCCUCACGGAGCAAGGCCAUCGUCGAGUCCACAGACCCCGUCUCUCCGUCUGCCAACACAGCACAGCUUAGGCAAACCAUCCGGCUGACAGCCCCGCAAGCUCCCACCUAUCACCGCCCCCUCCCCGAUCCGAUCCGAAGAGCGAUGACCGAAUCCCCCAAUCCGGCCAUCCGCCCCAAGGCACCCCCGCGAGCCGCACCCCCAUUAUGCGCCCCAUGCAACGCAGACGCCGUGCUCGCGCGGCCAAACGGCCCCCUCCGGCCCCCAUUACCACGUGGCCCGAAAUACCCUUCCGCAGUAGGCGCAGUACAACCAACACCCUACAAAACCAAGCCCCUCCUUCCAUCCUCCCCCCCAGUGCACAACACCGCUGCCUCCCCCCGGCCGAGGGGCCGAUCGCUCGCACCUGACUACUUCUUGCUGCUGCCCGACCAACUCCUGGAGCCCCUGCCCCCCACCGGGCUGGCUGCGGUAUUUUUGGCGGCUGCGUUCCCGGUUCCAUGCAGUUGCCUUGGCCUGCACUCAUGCAGCCGGGCUGCACGUCCUGCAGAUUACGCGCGCCGGCCGAGGCAGAAGUGCGUGCGUAGUCGCAACGUUCGAAGCAGCGCGGUGGGCGCGAGCGACGGGGGAUCACGCGUCGGGGCCGGCUAAUGUGAUGUGCUGUGCUGUGAGGUAUACUAUGGUAGAGAGCUCGUGGGAGUUACAGCGGCUGGGUGCCCAAUGUCGCACCAGGGAGGCGGUCUGCCAAUCGGAGGGCGCGGCACCAGAGGGCAUGUGGUUACCGUGACGUGCAGUAGGAGGUAAGCGUUUGGGGCGAGGUGGAUGUGGAGGAUCGUCGGGUGAGGGGAGCGGAGGAGGAGGUUGUUCAGCCUUUUUUCGCCUCGUCUCUAGAGAUGUAUUUCCAGUUGUGAUACUCAUACUUGCCAUGGCGGCAAAUAUGGAUGAAGAGUACCGGAUACGCUUGCGGUAUCACUAGAAAGCAGCUUGGAGAGCUUAGAAUCGUCAAGAACGGCGACAGAUGCGCCAUGACGGCUAAGGGCAUCUUAAAAGCUUGACUAACGCUUAAGGUCUAGAAGCUUCUAGUUCUCCUACAAUGAUAUUUGCCAGCUUACCCCUCUCCUCCGCCUCUACAAUGUCUCUUGGUCAAGAGGCGUUCGGCCAACCCCUAAGUUGGCCUUGUAUAUCCUUUGUGUGCGGCUUGCCUUUCCUAGGAGAUGGUCGACUCUCGAGAGGCUCUUUGUGUCAUACUGACAUUCGUUGCACUCAGUUUGCUAUCAAACUCAAGAGCAAACUUGGAAAUCUCCUCCUCAAACCUACAAGUCACUAUACAUAUUUUGGCUUAUCACACCAACAACAAGAGCAAUACUACUCAACGAUUGCUACAAC
Pseudogymnoascus destructans is the source of this 2136-nucleotide messenger RNA. RefSeq lists its product as uncharacterized. The transcript has a single exon. The record is from RefSeq and is a predicted model, not a curated record. Bases 676 to 1401 code for a protein of 241 amino acids. NCBI's taxonomy places the organism in Eukaryota, Fungi, Ascomycota, Leotiomycetes, Thelebolales, Thelebolaceae.